AUGACUACUUCUGCUUCUACUCCUACUUUAUCAGACUCCAUACAUCUAAAACAACCAGAUAGCGUACUAUCUCCUCCCCCUCAAAAAUCUCCUAAUCAUUUAUCAUUAAGAUUCAUAUCAUUAAUCUCUCGAAAUGAUAAACCACUCUAUAUUCAAUCGUUUAAUCAUGAUGAUACAAGUUCGGAUAACUUCUUGAAAUAUAAUUUCUUAUCUCAUAUGGCAUUAGAUAUCUUUGCCUCUCCCUCCUCGUUAAAUCUUCGUGAACAACAAUAUCUUCAUUAUAUAAAUCAUCAUCCUCAUCAACCACCACCACCAUCAUCACCACAAGGACAAACUGUAUCACCCGCCAAUGGAGGAAUAAUCCUUCUAUUCAUUCAGGAUUCUAUCCAAGUAUACGGAUAUGAAACUAACAAUGGAUUGAAAAUCAUCAUUGGAAUCUCAAAUACUAGUACUACUCAUUCCAAGAUUAAUUUCCAAGAUAUUAAUAUCUUAUUUAAAAAUGUUUAUAAAUGUUAUUUAAGAUUGAUAUGUAAUCCAUUCAAUAAUUCAUUAGUGAAUAAUUUGAAUGGGGGUACCUCUCAUAAUGAUGAUAAUCUGACUGGUGAUCAAAUUAUAGAGAAUGUUACAUUUGAUAAUAAUAUUAAAAAAAUCGUAUCAAAUUGGGUAUAA
This is a messenger RNA of Scheffersomyces coipomensis, 669 nucleotides long. RefSeq lists its product as uncharacterized. Gene Ontology annotation, biological process: endoplasmic reticulum to Golgi vesicle-mediated transport. The record is from RefSeq and is a predicted model, not a curated record. Gene Ontology annotation, cellular component: TRAPP complex; nucleus; cytoplasm. The transcript has a single exon. NCBI's taxonomy places the organism in Eukaryota, Fungi, Ascomycota, Pichiomycetes, Serinales, Debaryomycetaceae. The coding region runs from base 1 to 669 and encodes 222 amino acids.